Messenger RNA from Mya arenaria, 4327 nucleotides. RefSeq names its product low-density lipoprotein receptor-related protein 8-like. The coding region runs from base 105 to 2264 and encodes 719 amino acids. Lineage: Eukaryota; Metazoa; Mollusca; Bivalvia; Myida; Myidae. The transcript is spliced from 9 exons. The record is from RefSeq and is a predicted model, not a curated record. Gene Ontology annotation, molecular function: protein binding.
UAAACGGCCUGUAUUCGAUCUGCGCUCGCAAGUUGCCACAAAAAAAGUUAAGAUAAUACAAUUAUUUUAAACUUGACAGGAUAAGUGAAAGUUUAUUCGUCACGAUGUCUUGGAUACAGUUUUGUCUCAUUGCAUUUUUUCUUCCCUGGAUUGUGCAGCUAUUCGACGACUCAGCCAGGGAUAGAUGCCUCGAAAGGGACAAAUUUUAUUGCAAUAUUUCCGGGAGAUGUAUCUACAAGUCUACAGUUUGUGAUGGAUUUGCCGACUGUAAAGAGGGCGAAGAUGAGUCCCCUCCAGCCUGUACCAUGGAUAAAUGCCUCCAAAGGGGCAGCUUUUAUUGCAAUACUUCCGAGAGAUGUAUCCUCCAGUCUUUAGUUUGUGACGGAGUUACUGACUGUAAAGAGCGCGAAGAUGAGUACCCUCCAGCCUGUACCGAGGAUGAAUGUUUUCGAAAUGGUCGGUCCUUAUGUUUUGGAUCCCUGUGUAUCCACACAAGUUCGUUGAUGGACGGAAAGGUUAACUGUCCACGCGGGGAAGAUGAGCGGCCUAAAGCCUGGUAUCUCAGACACUAUUGUGACUCGAAUCGUUCUUUAUCCCGAGGCUGCUUGGGUGAAUGUAAACUUGGUAAAUUUGACAAGUAUUGCGGGAUUACCUGUUUCGAAAAGUGUUCGAAUGGCAGUUGUGAUAAAUCAAGUGGACGUUGUAACAUGUGUGCAUCUGGCUAUCAUGGCAAGUACUGCCAGAAAACAUGUUCCGAAGAAUGUUUGAAUGGAAUAUGUAAUAAAUCAAGCGGAAUUUGUAAGACCUGUACACGAACGUAUUUAGAAAAUUGUUCACAAGAAUGUGGCAAGGAAUGUCUAGAAAUAAACGGUUUCCCACAAUGUGACAGAGAAAGUGGCAAAUGCUUGAAUGGGUGUAAUCUGUAUCACUACGGUCACUAUUGCAACAAUUCAUGUAAAAACUGCAAAGGAAAUUACUCAAAUAUUCCAUGUGAUAUUAACGGUGUGUGCCAGUUUGGAUGUGAGAACGAUUAUUGGGACAAGACGUGCAACUCUAAAUGCAGUGCCAACUGUCAAGGUGAUGAACAUGGAAAACGGUGUAAUUCAUCCACAGGGGAGUGUAUAAACGGUUGUACUCGUGGAUGGAGUGGUAAAUUAUGUGGUGAUCCGACCAGUUUGCAAACAACGACUACUGAAUCGAACGAUAAAGUGAAUGUCAGCUCCUUAAAUACAAUUGUUAUAGUCAUACCAGUUCUUGCCACUGUGGUUGUCGUUGUCGUCGGGAUUAUCUGCUAUUUUUGGGGUCGAAAAAGGUUUAACCGUCAGCAGAAUGAACGCAUUGAGCCGCGCCGAGAAUUUCGAUUUGGCGUUGCACCAAGGCAACGACCCUCCGGGUCUCGGAGGCGGCAAAGUUCUACCCUGUAUGCCGACAUCAACGAAGAAACCAUGGAACAUUAUCAUUACAUCUGCGAGCAAAACCCUCCGGAUCACUAUGAUAAAAUCAAAGAUCGGAAGCCAUGUAUCUGUCCUCAGUGCGUUCGGGAAAGAGUCGACCCAAUUUUACAAAGGAUUUCUUCAGGUUCUUCCAGUACGACUUUUGUGGAACCUUACGCCACCUGCGGGUGGGGUAUUGGGAGAACAAGCAGUAUUCACAGCUAUAUAAGCAAUCGUGAAUUAAACACCCGUCGGAACGUCCCAACAAAUGACAGUGAUAGUGGAAUCGUGCCUACAAAAGAAUUAACGGACGAUAGGAAGCCUGGGCGAAGUACCUCACAUUCUGCUGGUGACCUUGCUCAUGUCUGUAAGACAGAUUAUACGAACGGAGUAAAUCCCCGACCUUGCGUUGCAAAAUCUAAAAGCUGUAUCGAACUUGUGUGCACACAUGAAUAUUUGGACCUUGAAGAACUUUAUCAAACAGCCAAGGCCGAAGAUAGGCGAAAAUUAGCUGCUAAAUAUUUCGACGAGGGGGAGGACGUUUUUGGUGUCAUAGGACAAUUUCAAGCGAAAGAUAGUCAUUAUACUGAAACAGAAGAAAGUGAAGUGCUUAAUCAACUUGAUAAUCAAAAUCUUGCACUAAAUAUAGAGUCUUCACUAGUAAUAGGUCGAUCAGAACAAAUUGAAGAAAGCUGUUCUGCAAAUGAUAUAGAUUUCAUUGUUGAACAGCAACCUGCUCAAUCCCAAAACGAUGCAAAAAUGGACGACCCAAAAGACACUGAUGGGAUGGACGAUAGUGAUGAAAUAAAACAAACUGAUUCUCUUGUAUAAAGACGUCAAUCUAUCCAGCCGUUAUAAACGAUGUUUCAGCCAUUCAUUAGAUAUCAUGAAUGAAAUUUCAUUAAACUGCAGAUAAGUAUAACAUUAUGGAAGGCUGUAUCGUAAUAAAAAUUUCGAGUAGUCAACUCAAAAGUUAAGGUUACACUUUUAGGUUAAAAUUACACGAUAGGAAUGAAAUUGAAUUACAUUUUGUAUCUUGCCUGGGAUGGAUUUUGAGGGAUCGGAGUCAAUGUUACUGUAAUUGAAAGUAGAAAAAUGUUCUACGCCCAAUUACUUUAGACUGCUUAUUUUUCCUAAAUUAUACAAGUAAUUAAUUGGCUAUAAUUUCUGAUUGCCCAUAUUAAGAACCUGCUUUUGUCGCAUUGCGGCGUUUUUAUAUUCAUAUGAUAUCGAAUUGCAAAUAGGAUAUUCCACUACAUUUCUAGGUUGUAAAGGAAGUCCAUAUAAUGAUUUAAUCUACGGCGAGCUUGAAUUUGUAAACUAUCAGCAAUUAUAUAAUUAUCAUACCAUAGUAACUUUUGUACUUAAGAUGUUACAUACAAAUGAUAAUAAGUACAAUAAUACAAUUUAUUUUACCGUAUUGAAGGUUGGUUAAAGAUACUAUAUUUAAUAUGUUAGUUUUUAUUAGUACAAGAUUUGUUAAGCUUGACUUUAACCUGCAUAUAUUGUUUGCAGGUGUAGGAAAUGAUUAUUUAGUUCUGGUAUCUUAUACAAAACUGGAAGGGAAAAUAAGAAGACUCUAAUAGAAAAUUGUUUUAUAAGAAAAUAGCAUGUUAUAAACCCCAGCCUAUUGCCAAAUUAGAACGUUCCGAUUUAGUUCAUCGGGGUAACGUGUACCCCACCAUAGACUAAAGAGUAAAAUGUUGGCAUAACACUCCCUAAUGAGCGCAAAAAAUAAAAUAUAUUAGCAAUUCUUAGCAAUAUGUAGUAUAUACUAUACGAUGUAAAUAUGCACGUUUUAUUGAAUAGACGUAGAACAAAUAUGCAUAUGAUUAAGACGAUUUGUUACGAAAGCUAUCUAAGUUUACAAUGCAUUUAGAUAGAUCAGCUGACAUGAAUUCGUCCUAAACCAGAUUUUGGUAUUUAUGUACCGUGCUAAUCAACUUCAGUGGUACGUUGUAAACAUAUUGCUGUCAUUUAGUUACAUGUUGUUUAUGUUUAUGAAUAUUACUUCAUUCAUAUAGAGACGUAUACAUAUAAUUGAUGUUGUACAUUAUGAUAUUAAACUUAAAUUGUACACAAAUUAUAUUUUCAUUAAGAAAUAUAUAUGACAUACCUUUGUAUAGUAUCUCUUACCUGAAACAAAUUCGAUUUAAAAAACAUACAUGCUUCCUAUGAAUAGAAAUACUUAAAAUAAAUUAAGAUUAUUAAAAAUAAUAAUGAAUCGACUAUAUUUUGACUAUUUAUUUGAUAUAAGCUUUUUGACAAUUUGGUUCAGGUAAAAAUAUUGUUGUUGUUUUUUUUCAGUAAGAGUAACAUUCUUUAAGAUGUCAAGUAAUUUUCCUAAGACUUUCUAUAUUUUUGUUUUGUAUAGGUAUUGUACAUUGAGUGUCUAAUUUUGCAUAACUAUAUAAAAUUAAGUAUAUAUCAUGCCUCCAGCAUGAAUAAUGCAACGCCAUUGGUCCAUGCCUGGUCACACGGUGCCCCAUAUGUGUCUAUAUUGGGUCACUUAUCGUUAUAUCGUACCAAAAUAGCGUAUUUUACCAAAUCCGAUGAAUAAAUGUUACAUUUCCCAGACGGUGCUGACGUCUUGAUCAAUGUUAACAGAUUGGCAACGUGAUAUAUGCGUUAUGGGGAUAAUAGAUAAUCCGAUAUAGGACAUACGGGGUGCAGGAAACCAUAUAAGUUCACAUACUAACCCUAUUACUGAUAAUGUAUAUAUACAUACACGAUAGCGAAUGCGUCAAGGUUACUUGUAAUAGUAACAGUAGAUAUUAGUUAAUAUAAAUUUGUAUAAAGAGUAUUCUUUUCGUAUUGUUAAAUGAAUUGUUCAUUGAUUCACCUGUAAAUACUACAAUGUAUCCUUAUGUUCUGUAAAUAAAUCUUGAAAUAUC